This is a messenger RNA of Dermacentor andersoni, 1068 nucleotides long. The record is from RefSeq and is a predicted model, not a curated record. NCBI's taxonomy places the organism in Eukaryota, Metazoa, Arthropoda, Arachnida, Ixodida, Ixodidae.
AUGUUUCAGAGUGUCAUAGCUAUAACGAGCAGGCACCGGCAGACAGCGGAUGAGGAACUCGCGUCGCCCGAAUGUAGGCGACCACGAGCCCUGGAAGACGAUGUCCAGGCGCCCCGGAUGUUCUUCUCAACUCCAUCUGGCACGAGCGCGGUACCCAUUGGGAGGCGUAAUUUCGUCUUUCUCAGCCUGUCGGUGCUGAUCGCCGUGUCAAUUACAUUCCCUCUUGUCUCUCUCUCUUAUCGCAGGUACUUCGCCGUGGUGCGGCCCUUGUGGGCGCGGUUGCCGCGCUGGCUCGCACUGACCGCCGUGUGCGGGGUGUGGACCGCCUCGGCAUUGCUCUCUCUGCCGAACUUGCUCUACUCCCGAACCCGGUCGUACCGCUACGCUGACGGGAGCGUCCGCACGGUCUGCCUGCUCAUGUGGCCGGACGGACCCGCUUAUAUGUCGCACACAGACUACGUGUACAACGUGUUGUUCCUCGUGCUGACCUACGUGGUUCCAGUCAUUACCAUGGUGGUCACCUACACCGGCAUGGGCGUUGUUCUGUGGGGAAGCCGAGGAAUAGGAGAGUCCACUGAGAGACAGCAGAACGUCUUGCAAGCAAAACGGAAGGUCGUGCGCAUGUUGAUAGCCGUGGUGACCUUGUUCAGUGUGAGCUGGCUUCCCUACAACGCAUACUUCGUGUACGUUUCGCACAACCCGCACGUGGCAUACCUGGACCACAUCCAGCACGUGUACCUGGCAAUGUACUGGCUCGCCAUGUCCCACACGAUGUGCAACCCCAUCGUGUAUUACUGCAUGAACAAAAGGCUUACAAAACAAAUCGGUGAGCUUUCGUUUGCACAAGUCCCAGCUGACGAGUUCUUCUACGUCGGUCUCAACCCAGACGCCGACGAGGUAAAAGGCCAGGCUAGCGAGAAUGACGGCCUGGUCCCAGUCCUCCGGCGGUUUAGGAGAGGGGCAGCAUUUUGCAACCCCAUCGGCCUCCCAAAUGGGCGAGCAUGGUUUGCCUCGCAUGCCAUCGUCUCUGGGGAUGUGUUCCUGCUCGGGUUCCGGUCCGCUGAGUAA